Molecule: messenger RNA, 1966 nt
Organism: Nicotiana tabacum (common tobacco)
Lineage: Eukaryota; Viridiplantae; Streptophyta; Magnoliopsida; Solanales; Solanaceae
Product: two-pore potassium channel 5
Biological process (GO): potassium ion transmembrane transport; stabilization of membrane potential
Cellular component (GO): plant-type vacuole membrane; plasma membrane
Molecular function (GO): outward rectifier potassium channel activity; potassium ion leak channel activity
Source: RefSeq, a predicted model, not a curated record
AACCUCCACUUCAUCCACCCCACCCCUAUACGGUGUAUGACAUCCUCGUCAAUCUCCUCGAUCCCCUGAAUAAUCGAUCUACGUUACUUGAAACUACCCCUCAAUUACUUGAGAGUCGAGCCUCACUUCAACUCCCCGCUUCCUUCAGCUCAACUCCAGUCAGCCUCGUCAACCGUUACUCUCUCCCAAAAACUAACCAUCUAUUCCUCCGCUGUACAGCAACAUCGACACUCCGACCAAUUUUGAGGACAUGGAAGCUUCGUCCUCAUCCUCCGAUUCCGAUGAUGACUUUUUUGCUCCGUCUUCUUGGCCUUCUACUUCAGCUGUCUACAGCUUAUUGCCUUCCAAUAAGAAAUUGCGCCGAUCCAGAACUGCUCCGGCUAUGGUCUCUAUGGAGGACCUCUUUAAAUCACCCACUCAAUCUGUCCACCAAUUUGGCCCUACUUCUCUCGUCAGACAGGCCGCUUUUCUGCUUGUAGUUUACCUCUCUCUUGGUGUCGUCGUUUAUUCCUUUAACCGUGACCACUUCUCUGGAGUUGAGACCCACCCGGUUGUUGACGCCCUUUACUUUUGCAUCGUCACUAUGUGUACCAUUGGCUACGGCGACAUUGCUCCGAUUACUCCCUUGACUAAAGUCUUUGCUUGUAUAUUUGUGCUUGUGGGAUUUGGGUUCAUUGACAUUUUGCUGAGUGGGGUCGUCAAUUACGUACUUGAUUUGCAGGAGAACUUGUUAUUGGCCGGCUUUAAAGUACAAGGGCAACGGCAAUUCGAUAAUGGGCAUGGGCAUGGUGGCGGACUCUCCGCCUAUAUCGUCGACGUAGCCAAAGGCAGAAUGAGAAUCAGAAUGAAAGUGGGUUUGGCUCUGGGAGUUGUGCUUUUAUGCAUUGGUUUGGGGUCAAUGGUGUUGUAUUUCCAGGAGAAUUUGGAUUGGAUCGAUUCAUUUUACUUAUCAGUAAUGUCUGUUACCACUGUGGGAUAUGGUGAUAGGGCUUUCAAGACCCUGCCGGGAAGGUUGUUCGCGUCAAUUUGGCUUUUAUUCUCCACCCUCGCGGUGGCACGUGCUUUCUUGUAUUUGGCAGAGGCCAGGAUUGACAAGAGGCACAGGAGGAUUGCCAAUUGGGUAUUGCAGCGCGAAAUCACCAUUGAAGAUCUGCUUGCCGCUGACAUUAACAAUAAUGGUUUCAUUCGGAAAUCAGAAUAUGUCAUCUACAAGCUCAAGGAAAUGGGAAAGAUCAGGGAGAAAGAUGUAAUGCAGAUAUGCAAUCAGUUCAACAAGCUCGAUGAAAACAAUUCUGGGAAGAUAACAUUACCCAGUCUCCUGCAGAGUCAUUUGUAGCAAAUAUUCUUUUGCUACCAUGAAGUAUCUGCUAAUUUCCAAGAAAAAGAAUCUUAACCUGUCCGGAUCAAAUGCAUCACUUUACUGUUUGAAUAAUGAACCUUUUGCGGUUUCAACAUGUAUAACGAUGAAAUCCUCCCCUUUCGGGAGAAUCAGGUACAAAAAAUUUGGUGACUUAUUUCUUUUCGGUAUUAUUUUUCUUAUUGUUAUCCUCACCUGGUCUUAAGUGUAUAUUUGUCUUGGCCCUUGUUUGGUUACAUUCAAGUCAGCAAGAGAAGAACAGUAAAUCUAUAAGAAGUUUAUGUAUGGUUAGUUGGUACUCAUUCCUCAAUGAACUUAUGAUUGAUAUGGUCCGGCCUGCCACCAUUGGACAAAAAAAAGGAGAGCAAACGAGUUCAAAAAAGAGAGAAAAAAGUGAAAGAGAAGACUCUUUGCCAUAAAAUAAAUGGCUUGUAAGAUAAAACAGCAUACAGAAUGGAGUACUAGAAGAUGCAUUUAUAAAUGUAGUGGAUUGGGCUGCCCCUUAUAUGUAUUCAUAAAUGACUAUAUAUCCUGCAAAUUCAUAGUAUUGACAUGUCUAAUGUGAUACAAUUGGAGUUGGUGACCAAUAACAACUACUCUACUACUGCA